Lymnaea stagnalis (great pond snail) is the source of this 6874-nucleotide messenger RNA. Lineage: Eukaryota; Metazoa; Mollusca; Gastropoda; Lymnaeidae. The record is from the annotation of a GenBank genome assembly.
UAUACGUUAAUUUUAUAAGACGUCACAUGAAAAUCCAUUUAAAAAGAGGAGAUUUGAUUUACUUUUAUCUCCAGAGCCAGCCCAGCUUGGAUCAAAGCCCAAUUGAAAUACAGUGGAAAAUCCCGCUCUUAAAAUAAAUAAUUGUUGGUUUUUUUCACUUUUAUGGAAAAAUCCAAUCCCUUCUGUAACUUCGUAUUCUGGAGAAAAGCUUAGAAGAGACUUUGUUGUGUAAAAAUAAUCUCUCGUCCAUACUACAGGCCUACUUUUUAAAAUUAUAUCAUAAGAGAAAAAAAAUAUAAACAAUCAUCUGAUAACAAACUUCUCUAUUCGAUGAUUUUUUGAAACGCCCAAAUAAGAUAUUUGAUACAUCAAAAAGUAAGUUGAAAACUUCUCUUUUUGUUUCUUUUUUUAUAAUCAUUGGUCCGUUGUGAUUGGUCAUUGGCAUUGCAUGAAAAUAUAAUAAACUGUAACUGACAAUAUAGGCAUAGCUACAUUGUAAAAUUACUUUAGUGUAGAUUUUUCACGAACAUUUCAGAGCGAAUCAUGUUCUCUUUUCAUUUAGUCCGUUUUCGAGUUAUAUUUUGAAUUUCGAAUUUUGAAUACCAAGACUUCCUACCACCAUACUAUUUGAUUUGGUCCAUAAACACAUUCCCCAUGUCCUAUCCCAUAUUUACUAAGCAUUAUCAGAAAAAUAGUUACCAUUAUUCUCUACUGAUACUGAAAAUAUUUACACGAUAAAAUGUAAAAGUGUAUCUUAUAUUAUGGCAUUGAAUCAAGUUCAAAAUAUAACUUUGUACUUUAGUAAGGGAGGUGAGGGAACUUUUGAUCCGCUGAAUUUUUGAAAGUUAAUUUAUUUUAAAUAUCUUUCCCUUUAUUUAUUAUUUGGCACAAAGUGUGAUUUUCUGCAAAAUAACACCAGUUUCGUUCCUUUGUAUGUCUACAAACAAUCAAAUAAAAAAAAAAUAAUAUUAAAAAAUAAAAAUAAUUUUAAAAAAUAAAAUAAAAUAAUAUUAAAAAAUAAAAAUAAUUUAAAAAAAAUAAAAUAAAAAUAAUAUUAAAAAAUAAAAAUAAUAUUAAAAAAUAAAAAUAAUAUUAAAAAAUAAAAAUAAUAUUAAAAAAUAAAAAUAAUAUUAAAAUAUAAAAAUAAUAUUAAAAAAUAAAAAUAAUAUUAAAAAAUAAAAAUAUUAUUAAAAAAUAAAAAUAAUAUUAAAAAUGGCAACAAAGAAAUGUGCGGGCGGCAAUGGUCGAUAUGUAAACAUAUUAUUAUUAUUAUAUAUGGCACUCGAAGCCGAAAGAUUUGUUGGUGUCCGGGACAAUUUGAUCGAAAGAAAUUUCGUCGACGGUAAAUUGAUCGACGGUAAUUUGAUCGCACGGAAAUUUGGUCGAAUCUUUUUCCUCCGUUCGCACGUUAAAAUUUUCGUCAAAUUUCUUUUUGAACUCUCUUAUACUAUUUACUGUAUUUAGUAAAACAAAAUAAUUCGUUCAAAGAGAAAUUUGAUGCAAAAUUGUAACGUAAAAAUUGAAAAGAAGAUUCGACCAAAUUUCCGUUCCAUCAUAUUACAGUCCACCAAUUUACCGUCGACGAAAUUUCUUUCGAUCAAAUUUCCUGAUACGGUCCUGGAUGGAGGAGGGGUGGGGGUGUGGGGGUGCUAGGUGAAGUUAGUUUGUUUUUGGAUUGAAUUCGAAAUGCGGUACACCUAAGGCCAGCACAACGCUUGCUGGCGCCCAGGACAAGCUUAAAUUUUGCACCCCUUUUAUGUAUAGGCCUAAUCAUUAAACAUUUGUGUAAAAACUGGGGCUUAGGUAAUGAGCUUAUUAACGAGGUUAUUUUUUAAAACAAACAGUGAACAAUAAAAUGGUAUUUCUUAACUUGCAUGAACAAUCAGCAUACAUAUGACCCCCCCCCCCCCCCCCCCUCCCCUAAGUAACAAAAAAUUUUUUUUUUUCACUUUCUUUUGCUUUCACGCGCAAUGAUUUUUCAUAUUUUGGAAGAUCGUCGAUGACACCCUAGGAACAUGGCGCCCUGGGCAACUGCCCAAAAAUGCUUGAAAUGCGAUAUAAUUUAAAUUUGUGUAAUUAAUAAUAUACUUUAAAGUAUGAAUUAUAUAUUUUUUAAAAUUAUUACAUUAUAUUAUGAUUUAAAAAUUGAUGUAAUUAAUCGAAUUAAUUCAUUAAUUGAAAUUUAAGUGUAAGUAAGUUUAGUAGUAAUAGUAGUAGUAGUAAGGUUACAGUAAGGCAAGGUAACUGAAUCUUGACUUUGACUUUGACUACGUGUGACGUGUGAGUGUGACGAGGCUAGAACGAGUUUAUAAAGGCAUCAACAUGAUAAGUUGUUAAAAAUCUAUUUUUUGGGAAGAUAAAAUAAUAAUGCAUUAAUGCUUAAAACCUUUUUUUUUUUUUUUUUAAAUGGUGAAUUUUUUUAUGACCUUUUUGAAGCAUGUAAUAUCGGAAAAAUUUAUUUUGCGAUAAAUUGGGAAUUUCCCAUUUUAAGGGAGGAAAUCCCAGGUUCCAACACUAGCCAAUAAAAUGCGAGAAAACGGCAACCGGUUUGUUAGUUGACGCAUUUGGGGACGUUCAACAUAAAAUAUGGUUUUAAAAUACAUUUAAUGGGAAAUUCCUAUUUGAGGAUUAAGUUUGGACUAAGUAGCGGCGUCUGGCUGGACUUUCUGAACGUUCUAAAGACUAACUAACAGACGAUGAGAUUGAGCGCAAUAAUCAUUGUAAAUUAUUAACUCACAUGAAUUAUUCAUUGUAAUUUCAUUACUACUAUUAAAUAUUAUUAUUAGGCCUAGGUAAAAAAGAAUCAAUAAAUCAUUGACUACUCGAUAACUAUUCUUUAAUUGAGUACUCAACUCGGUAGUAGUAGUAGUAGUAGUCUUUGUCUUACACUUUUACUGUCUUUUACUCAGUAAGAGACUUAGUCUUAAAACUCUUAGUCUACACACGUCUGUAACUAGUACUACGGACUAUUCAUUCAAUUGGAGGAAGACUUUAACUAAAAAAUUCAGCAUCAACCACCUCAGCCUCAGGUGAGUCUGCAGAGUCUGCACGAGUUUCCUUAAUAAUUUAAAACACAUUGACGUCAUUGUUCGAAUAUCUAUUUCUAUACUCUAUACAAAUCACUUCAAGUUCAAUUUUUCGGCCUUCAAACAUCAUCAAUGACCAAUUUAUUAAUCUUUACUCACUGUCAAUGAUACAUACAUUACUGAUAUAAUUUAAUAAAUAAUAAAUAAGACUACUACCAAUAAAUUACUGAAUAAUAUUCACGGCGUACUGUUCACAUAAUUCACAUACCAUUCAUAUUAUAUUUAUGUAAUAAGAUAGAUUAGAUAAAAUAUAGUCUAUACUAUAAUAGUAAGUAUGAAGGUCCGCAAAUUAAAAAACCUUAUGUCAUGUGUAGGGCUAUUUGAAGUAUUUGCAUGCCUUGGCCUUGGGUUUUUUGUUAAGGGCAGCAAAAUCAAGGACUGUUGCACUUGCAGGCAUCACAAAUUCAAGCUACUACACUACUGAUUAAUAAUUUAUUAUUAUUUAUAAUUGAGCAUUAUUAUUGAAAUUGUUAAUUAUUUAUUAAGCAUUUUUUAAUGAAAGAAUCUUCUCAGCAGUGGAAUUAUCUGUCCAUUAAUCAAUUAAUUGGUUCAACCUUAGUUUUAUUAUCAGUCUAUUUAAGGAUUAAUUUUUAUUGAUAUAUUUUGGUUACUUUGUGUGUAUGUGUGAGGGCUUUGUGGAAAGUGGGUGUGUAUGUGUGUCUGGCUGUAUUUCUGUAGUGACCUGGACCUGGUCAAGUACACUGAACCGGGGCAAAAUUCUGAUUCUUCAUUGUUGGAUUUUCAUGGGUGAUCCUUUAAGUUCUGAUAUAAAUUUCCACCUACCCGACUUCAAUUCCACAUUUAAAUUUAAUUAUUUAAAUUCAAGUAUACAACUGAGCUUUGCCACAUAUGCUUAAUCUCUCAGGGCUUUUUAUUUUGGACAUAGAACGCAAUGGUGUAUUAAUAAAUGUGUGCAUACCUGCAACUUUGUCUAUUUAAUUCCUCUUUUUAGCUGCUUGUCAUUACAGGAGUAAGAAACUAUUUCAGAUUGUAAUCCAACCACUUACCGAUCUUCAUGACAUAUUGAAGCAGAUGUUGAAAAAUGAUAGUCUGUUCUCAGAAAUAUUGCUUGAUUCCUUAAAAUACAUGGUUAAUGCCGGUUUGACAUUAAUUUUAGCUUAAAUCAUUCACAUUCAUUAGUUUUUGUUUUUUGGUUUUUUUAGUGAUAAGAGGAGAGGAUGUGUUCUUGGGCCAGACAAUGAACACAGUAAAUUCAUAUCCUUCAUCAUUUGCUCAGGCAGACACAACUUACAACAUGGAGGAUAGCAAUUCCCCUACUUAUACAAAGCAAAGGAAAAGAAAAAAUGAUGAUGUAAGUUUAUUUAAUUUUUUUUUGUGGUUUCUUUUAGUAAAAAUCUCCAUCUUUAUCUAGAGUAUAUAUUUUAUAAGAAUAUCACGUGUGAGAGAUGAUUAGUAAAAAGAGCUUCUUAUAGCAUUAAAUGAAUUUUUUUUGGGAGCAUAAAUUACUUUACACAGUUUUGAACACAUUGAUUCAUUGCUUUUUCUCAAUCAUCACAGUCCCUCUUAAGUGAAGAAGACAAGCUUAAGAAGAAAAAGAACAGAGAUGCUGCCAAAAAAUGCAGGGAGAAAAAAGAAAAGGAAGCCAAACAAUUAAAAGAGGUAAUACACUUACAAACUUGGUUUUUUAAUGGCUAUCAGUUCAAGUUUUACUAAUUCAUAAUACAUUAUGAAAUUAAGUUCUUUGUUGGUGGAAUUUGUUUGAUCUCAUGACUAUUUUUUUAUUUUAUUUCAGAGAAAUAAUGAGCUGGAGAGAGAAAAUGAGGAGCUUGCCAAAGUCAAAAUUAAACUCGAAGAUAGAAUAACGAAUAUUAAAAAAAUAAUCAGUGUACACAUGAAUAAAGGAUGUAAACUGCCUCCACAUGUUCAAGAAAUCUGGGAUCAGGAGUUUGGUUCAGCAAGUAGAAUGAACGACAUAAAGGACUUCAUAGAGGUUGGGACAAUGGAGAUUCAAAGUUCAAGAAUGCACACCCCCCCACACACCCCCGACAGUUCCUCAUCAGGGAGGCUGUCACCUACAUCUUCCACCACAUUCACAGAGUCUUCUGCACCAACCCCUAUGCCGGUGUCAUUGUUCAGUGGAGCGCCAAUACAGCAGCGGGACGUUAGGCGAAAAAACAGUAGCGCAAGCAGGUCUCCGUCUGCAUCGCCAGGACCAACCUCUUACACAGGUGCUCCUAAGGAGGACUCCGUGUCACAGAUGCAAGAUCUUUCUCAGCAUUUGUUUGCAUCAAAAUCAAUCCCCCCAGCUUUGGCUCCCAUUCAAGUGACCUCAAACCAUCAUUUUAGAAUUUCAUCUACUGUUUCAACAGAUAGGCUAAGCAUUAGUGAGAACUACAGUCAAGUGCAGACCGUACCGACCGUGGUGUUAGAUGAUGACUCAGAAGAAGGUUUGGAUUAUAAAGAGGAUGAAAGCUAUAUAUUGCAGACUACUUCUAAAUUAUCAUGGACUCCAUUACCAGAAGAUCCAAUGAGUAAAGCUUUUGAGCAUCCAGAUGUGCCUAGUGAGGAUGUAAUCUCAAAUGAGCUUUUCAGAAGUAAAGAAUAUUACAAAAGUGUUCAGAUUCCAACAGAAAAUGAAAAUCUAUCAUCCUUGGGAUUCAAUGCACCUGAGGGGUAUUCAUUUGCAGAGGACCUGGAAGAGCCAGAACCAGUUCAAAAUAUCAUGGAGUACGCCACAUCUUCAGCGCACGCCACGUCUUCCGUGCCAUCACUCAAUUCAAACAAUGACAGAUUAUCAAAGACUUCCACGCAGAUUUCUUCUGAUGUAUCGAUUGCCACAUGUGCCCCGGCACUGCUCUCGCUUGGUACGGACAUAUCACCAACCUUACAAGCACAGAUCAAGUCUUACAGUAAGCCGAACCCUGUUAUUCCAUUAGUUGUUAUGCACAGGGCUCAAAAUCAGCAGAUUCAGCAGACUUUAUUAACUGACCAAGGACAGCAGUACACCAUACAAGUGGUUCACAGCAACCCAUCACAGCAGAACAACAUGAUUUCCACCCCCUCCAAGUAUACAAGCAGUACUAGUGUGUCAGCAUUACCAACACUGCUAGUGAAUCAAGCUUUACAGCAGGGACAACACACCACUCUCACUGUUGUCAGCCCAGAGUUUGUAAAGGGACUUUCAUUUCAAGAAAGGGACCAAAGUGCAGUAUCAAAGGAUGUUCUGCAGCAUAGAAAUAUACCAACUUGUGUCAGCAAUAACAUUAUGCCAGUGAUAAAUAAACAACAAAGACCCCAACUGAACAUUUCUGUACCCCAUGUUCUUUUAUCCUCCUCUCAGCCAGUUUUAGUCACCUCUCAGGCACAUCAAGCCUCGCUGACCAGACUGCAAACGCCUGGUCAAAACCCUGUAGCUGCCCCUCAGGUGCAUCAAGCCUCGCUGACCAGACUGCAAGCGUCUGUUCAAAACUCUGUAGCUACUUCUCAAGCACAUCAAGCUACUCCGAGCAGGAUGCAAGCAGCUGUCCAAAACGCUGUAGCUACCCCUCAGGCGCAUCAAGCUACAACCGGCCGGAUGCAAGCAUCUGUCCAAAACUUACCAUCUGGAGAUUUCAGUUCAGCUGUCAAUGAUCUUCCUAGUUUAAAUUUUAAUGAAAUGGACCAGGAGAACAUCUUUGAAAAAACCCGGGCUACCAAGGUUUGAGAAGUAGUCUACUCCACAUAGACUGCAGUACUUUGGCUAUGACUAGUUGCAGUUCUGUACAAUUAUGACUAGUUGCAGUUAUGUACAAUAAGGAAUUAGUAAAUUUUCAUCAUUUUUUUUUUUU